Messenger RNA from Huiozyma naganishii CBS 8797, 1416 nucleotides. RefSeq names its product Dml1p (gene DML1). Lineage: Eukaryota; Fungi; Ascomycota; Saccharomycetes; Saccharomycetales; Saccharomycetaceae. The record is from RefSeq and is a predicted model, not a curated record. Gene Ontology annotation, cellular component: cytoplasm. Gene Ontology annotation, biological process: mitochondrion distribution. The transcript has a single exon. The coding region runs from base 1 to 1416 and encodes 471 amino acids.
AUGCACGAGAUCGUCACCGUCUCAGUGUCUCACAGGGCGAACCACUUGACGACACAGUUCUUCAAUGGGCAAGAGCAGGCGCUGUACGCUGAGGACCCGCUCCGGCAGGUCGAUAAAGAAGUGGUGCUCAACGGGAGUGUCGACCGGAUCGCGCGGACUGUGUCCUACACGCCGCGAGCACUGUUGUGGGAGGCCUUGAACGGGUUUGGAGCGCUCGGGACGCAUCAGUACGAUGCUGACCCAGUGGAUUACUUUGAUGAACAAGGUGGAGCACGCCUCACGGCGGGCCAAUUGGUCCAGACGAGGGAGAGGUUGCCACGGUCGAAGUACCAGCUGGCAUUGGAUGCCGGUGAGGAGCUGCCGCGGCUCAGCAGAUCGGACACGAGGUACUGGUCAGACUACAACAAGAUGAUAUACGCGCCGCUGAGCUUCAAUUCUUUGAAGAACUGGUCCCACGACGUCGAAGAACCGAACAUACCGUGCUUCCAUAACUUGAAACAACGGAGAUUCGACCUCUUCGAGCAAGGCAGAGAGGAGUUUGGCCUCGUGGGGGGCGAUUUCCUCGACGACGGGUUCCGGUUGAUGCUGGAGCAGUGCAACACGUUGCAAGGUGUCAACCUCAUCACCGAUCUGGAUAGUGGAUGGGGUGGGUUUUCGGCAGAACUUCUGGAACACAUCAGGGAUGACUUGCCCAAAUCGACCAUCUUCUCCUGGGGGUUCAAUGAACCGGAUGCGUUCACGGAUGGUACCAAGAGAGGCGGUGUCGCCAAUAAAUUGAGAAGUACACUAGCGUUAAGAGGUGAGGCGGACUUGUUCUUCCCCUUGUACGCUGACGUCAACCACUUUUCUAACUGGGAGAUUGGGGGAAUGCAUUGUCGGUUGUUAGAUACCGUUGUAUCGCUGUCCUCCCAGCAGAACAGGGAAAAUAAGAGGUACAUGACACAUCUGGUCAACGCUUUAACGGACGGCGACAGAUCAAGAAAUAUCGUAUCGACCAUGAACGACACGGAGAAUGACUACUCUUACCAUACAAGGGUAAGACCCUUCGACAAAGCAUCCUGCGCAGAAAGAGAAUACCAUGAAUUCUCAUACUGCUCCAUCAGCAGAAGCCCAGCACAAGAGGACCAAUCCUCGGAGCCUGAAAAUAAGUAUAGAGGUGUUCGCGAGUUAAGGACGUUUGAGUACAGCCCGUCGGACACAAUCCCCGAACAGUUCAACUCAGAUUUAACGAGCACAGUAAAACUUGCAGUCACGGAAAAGUCAAGAGACCUGUUUAAGCACUGGUACGACUACACGAGUAGGUACAUCAAGUUCAACGACGACCGCGAAGAACUGAAAGACGAUACCAUGUCUCUUGCAGCAGCAUACGAACACGGUUGGUUCGAUGAUGGAGACUCCGGCGACGAUGAUGCAUAA